AUGUUUUGGAACACCUUUGCCGCUGGCACGCUGCUGGCUCAGUCUGCUGCUGCGCAGAACAUGUUGCGCUUUGGCUGUUCACAGCUUACUGUCGAGCGCGCCGACCCUCUCGUCGCACCUGGCAUGCGCCCGUCUCCCCACACACAUCAGAUCAUCGGAGGGAACUCCUUCAACCUCACUAUGGAGCCCGCUGUCUACGACCCGGCAGCGCUCUCCACCUGCACAUCCUGCACCUACUCCGAGGACUUCAGCAACUACUGGACGGCCUCCAUGUACUUCAAGUCCCCAGAGAACGGCACCUUCCAGCGUGUCCCACAAUUUGCCAAUGUCGGGCUCCAGCAGACCGGCGGCAUGACAGUCUACUACAUGGCCUACUCCGCCAAGAACGGCAAGAUGACCGCUUUCAAGCCCGGCUUCCGCAUGCUGGCUGGCGAUCCGUUUGCCAAGAAACCCAACAAAGCUUCCAUAUGCCAUCGUUGUUUGAAGAAUGGUGAGGGCUUCGCGCCAUGCGAUGCUAAGGAUACUGCGGAGUUGCCGAAUAAGUACUGUCCUGGGGGCAUUCGAGCGACCAUUAUCUUCCCGAGCUGUUGGAACGGCAAGGAUUUGGAUUCUCCGGACCACAAGAGCCAUGUUGCGUAUUCGAAUGGUGGCGGUCUGGGCUCGCCGUCCUGUCCUAGCACGCAUCCUGUCGCCAUUCCACAGGUCAUGUAUGAGGUCAUGUGGGACACAGGCAAGUACAAGAACGAUAAGUGGUACGGGAGUGGAAAGCAGCCAUUCGUGUACAGCUUUGGUGAUGGCACUGGUUAUGGCCAGCAUGGCGACUACCUCUUCGGCUGGAAGGGCGAUGCUCUUCAGAAGGCUAUGGAUGCACUUCCUAGUGGAAAGUGUGCGAAUGCAAACUGCAAUGUUCUCAAGGUCCAGUCUGCGCAACAAGCGCAGUCUUGCACCAAGAAGCAACAGGUUGUUGAGGAUGUUGGUGUUGCAGGUAAUUGGUUGACGGAACUCCCAGGCGGUAUGCCUGUUUCUUACUCAACAUAG
Parastagonospora nodorum SN15 is the source of this 1038-nucleotide messenger RNA. RefSeq lists its product as hypothetical. The transcript has 3 exons. The coding region runs from base 1 to 1038 and encodes 345 amino acids. The record is from RefSeq and is a predicted model, not a curated record. NCBI's taxonomy places the organism in Eukaryota, Fungi, Ascomycota, Dothideomycetes, Pleosporales, Phaeosphaeriaceae.